CACACACACACAUACAUAAACACAGUGUCUCUCUUUAAAAGAGAAUCUGCACUUCAUAAAGUCAAGCAUUAUGACCUCCCUUCUUUAUAUUUACAUCAUGUGGAUUUCAAGUAUAGGCUUCCUCACAGCAGACUCUCAGAUAUCAGCUCGAGUGGGUUCCACAGUUAUCCUGCCGUGUGAGUGGAGAGAUGUCCAUCUCCAGAUACCUCAUGUUCAGUGGAACACAGUUUCUGAGACUGUGUUUGAGAGAAAGGGUGUGGAGCUGUACGUGGGUGAGGGAUAUCAGGGCCGUGUGGACGUUCCUCAAGACAAGCUGCUUAAAGGAAACUGUUCUCUGGUGCUGAAGAACGUCAGACUCAGUGAUGCAGGCGUCUACGAGAGCUACCUGUCUGUGAGGCGCAGGAAGAGAGCCAGCUCUACGAAAUGGGUUUUAGUCCAGUGGCUCAAGCUCUCAGUCGAUGAGAAUCAGCUGGAAACUUCAUCUGCCAGUGAAACUCCUCUACAGGACCUUUCAGAAAGGUUAAACAGCACAGAUGAUGUUGGAGUGAAUCGUCCUCGACCAGUCAUCAUCCUCUUUCAUCUUCUUUUAUGUUUCCUGAUGCUUGGAUUCUGUGUGUAAACAUCAGGAGAGUAGGUUUAGAUUAGAUUAGAUUAGAUUAGAUUAGAUUCAACUUUAUUGUCAUUACACAUGUACAAGGCAACGAAAUGCAGUUUAUGUCUAAACAGAGUGCAAUAGCAGCAAGUGCAGGAUAUACAGACUUUACAAGAUUUAAAUAAGUUAAAUAAAGUGGUAAUAUGGAAGUAAUUUACAGAUGUGUGUGUACUAUGAACAGAAUAUACAAAUGGCAAUAACUAUAAACUGAAAUUUACAAAAUAUAUGGCUAUUACUAUAAACAGUAAUUUACAGAUGUGUAUGUACUAUGAAUAUAAUAUACAGAUUAAUAUAUAUGUGCUAUGGACAUAAUAUAUUGCUGUUACUAUAAACAGAAAUCAGGUGGAUAUAUACAGGUUACAUCAGAUACUGCUGUGAUGUAAACGAGGACAGAAGGUCACUCAUUUCAG
This is a messenger RNA of Tachysurus vachellii, 1062 nucleotides long. Its product is annotated as V-set domain-containing T-cell activation inhibitor 1-like. The record is from RefSeq and is a predicted model, not a curated record. Lineage: Eukaryota; Metazoa; Chordata; Actinopteri; Siluriformes; Bagridae. Gene Ontology annotation, biological process: cell surface receptor signaling pathway; T cell costimulation; immune response. The coding region runs from base 71 to 619 and encodes 182 amino acids. The transcript has 6 exons. Gene Ontology annotation, cellular component: external side of plasma membrane.